Messenger RNA from Brenthis ino (lesser marbled fritillary), 627 nucleotides. Lineage: Eukaryota; Metazoa; Arthropoda; Insecta; Lepidoptera; Nymphalidae. The record is from the annotation of a GenBank genome assembly.
AUGUUGAAAAGCAGUAACUUUUUACUUACUGUAAGAUUGUGGUUUUACGGCUUCGCCACUUUUCAUUUAAUAUUUGUUGCGAUUAUGGUCUUGCCAAUUGAUAUGUCAAAAGAUGAAGACCCUAGGGUCAGUGUGUACAUUCGAGUGCGAUGGAAGCUUAUCACAUGUUGGUUUAAUCUUAUAAGUUUGGCUUACUUCCCGAUUUGUUUCUAUUGUGAUUGGAAAGAAAAACACGGCAAAUGGGAUGAGAAACGAGUGAAAACGUUUAGGAUAAUAAGGGAUAAUAUAAUGACAACUAUUUUGUUCCCAGUUACAAUGUAUAGUGACGUGACUUUUUGGGCAUUGUGGAUGAAAGAUCCAGCUCUAAUAGCGCCUGUGUCUAUAUUUGUGUAUCUCCCAAUAUGGGCACAGCACUCUUUGCACACUGUGUCAGCUGUGAUGAUUGUCUUGGAUCUCUUACUGUUGCCCCGAAGACGACCGCAUAAUUUAUUAGCGGGUAUGUGCGGUGUUCUAGCUUUCGCCGUUGUAUAUUCCGCUGUGUUGGCAUGGUACAUAAUAGAAUUUAGAUGGGGACGAGACAUGCCAAUGGAUGUUAUUUGCAAUGCAAUUGGAAAACGUAAAAUUAAG